Molecule: messenger RNA, 513 nt
Organism: Daucus carota subsp. sativus
Lineage: Eukaryota; Viridiplantae; Streptophyta; Magnoliopsida; Apiales; Apiaceae
Product: pectinesterase inhibitor
Exons: 1
Coding region: 1-513 (170 amino acids)
Biological process (GO): negative regulation of catalytic activity
Molecular function (GO): pectinesterase inhibitor activity
Source: RefSeq, a predicted model, not a curated record
AUGGCCAUUUCUUAUAGUUUCAAGUGGCUACCUCUUUUACUAGCUGCUGCAUCACUAAUCACCAUCGCAUCGGCUGAUCAGGCCUUGAUUAAUUCCAUUUGCUCCAAAACCCGCAACCAAGCUCUCUGUUUCCAGGUUUUCCAAAACUCUGCCAGCGCUGAUCGCAGCGGCCUAGGAAUAAUCUCAACAAAUGUAGCAUGGAUAAAAGCACAAGCAACUCUAAGUCUCGUCAAUUCACUUGGGCGAAAGGAGCAUGAUCCAAGGAUAAAGGGUCAAUAUAGAACAUGCGCGGAUGCGUAUAGCAAUGCAUUGGACAUGCUCAGGGAGUGCAAGACAUUUUUCGGUAAAAAUGACUUCAGUACCGCAAAUGUGAGGGCCUCGGCAGCUGAUACUGAUGUGGAUACUUGUUCUAAUGAUGGCACAAGUGUAGCACCAGAACUUAAAGCAGCAAAUCAAGAAAAUGGAGAUUAUAUUGCCAUAGUUUUGGCAGUUUCUAAUGUUAGUUCGGUGUAA